AUGUCAGACAUCUGUCCAAUUGAAAAGAAAUGUGCGCGAUGUGGGAAACUACUCACCGUCCGCGACUUUUUAAGGGACUCAAUGUACUGUAAAGAAUGUAAAUUAGACAUUAGUUUGUCAAACGAAAAGACACCACCUCAUGUUAGACGGUCGUCACGAAUAAGAAAACAUCAAUUGGAACAAGGCGUAAAAAUCAAAGAAGAUGCCUUAAAUGGAUUACCAGAGGGUUUUACAAAAGAGAAGAAAAGGGAGGACUUGGAGAAGUUUGAGCAGACACUCGAGAGUGUCGAGAAGAGUGAAUUUAAGACCACAAAUGAAUCUUCAAACAGUGAAGACCUUCCUUUAAAUAUUUAUGACUGUGGGUCAUCGGAAGAGAGUUUGGAAUAUUCGGAUGAAUCGGAGAACACAAAUUGUCAUAUCAACAAAGAAAAGGAAAACUUUGAAGUGUCCACAUCUACAUCUUCUUCAAUUGAAGAAAUUAUUCAAAAACCUACAAAGCAAAUAAAAGACGAUAAGAAGCCACAAAUAAGUCCUCAAAACAAUUUAAAAAGAAACAAAACACACACAAAACGAUCAAAUUUUUCUGAACAAGAAGACAUUCAAACUCCCAAUUCGAAGCCUCUUGUCGAACUCACUCGACAUUACCAGCAACUUCCUUCACAGUGCGAAAUCGUGAAACAAAUACCUCCUAAGAAGAAAAAGGACUUUAAACUUAAACAGAACGAAAAUAAAGAGAUGUUAGUCACUGUUAAAAAGGAGAAACUGGAAGACUCAAAAACACAAAGAAGUGAUCUAAAGCCCAUUCGAAAGCCAGUUGAGAAAAUACAGAAAUUGUCUUCUCAACUUAUUGAAGAGAAGCCAAAGAGAAAGCGAGGAAGACCACGGAAAGUACCGAAAGAGGAGAAUGAGUAA
This is a messenger RNA of Entamoeba invadens IP1, 912 nucleotides long. RefSeq lists its product as hypothetical. The transcript has 2 exons. The record is from RefSeq and is a predicted model, not a curated record. Lineage: Eukaryota; Evosea; Mastigamoebida; Endamoebidae. The coding region runs from base 1 to 912 and encodes 303 amino acids.